AUGUUACAAAACAUUUUUAUUAUUUUGUUCCUAUCCUACAUUGAUGGGAUUAGGACUUUCGAUGAAAGUGAGUUUGAAGAUCUUUCUUCAGGUUUGGAUUAUCGUGAUUUCAAGGAAAAUUAUGUAUCAUCAAUAAAACGCUCCAAUACUUUAAUGUCUACACUAAUCAAGGAUUUAGGAUAUAAAGAAAAAGUACGCAUAGACUUAUAUUAUGAAGCCUUAUGUCCAGCUUCCAUUGAGUAUGAUCACAAACGCUUUGGUCCCCUGGUACAGAGUUUAGGCGACUACCUUGAUGUACAUACCUAUCCUUAUGGCUUUGCGCAGACAAAAGAGGAAAAAGGAAACAUUUCCUUCGUAUGUCAACACGGGCCCCGUGAGUGUUAUGGUAACAAACUCCACGCCUGUGCACUCGAUAAGUUGGAGCACUCUAAAGCAAUUCUUUUUAAUAUUUGUCUGAUGAACAGGACUAAGGGUAGAGGUUCAGAUGAUAAAACAGCUGAUGAGUGCGGGAAAAACAUGAACGUUGAUUCGAAACCAAUAAAACUUUGUGCUAAAGGUAGUAGGGGUUCUGAACUUUUGAAAUAUUAUGGAGAAGAAACCACGAAAGCGAAAAUUGAUUAUGUGCCUUAUACUUUUAUAAAUGGCAAGGAGUUCAACUUAGAUAACGAUUUGAAGAAAUCAGUUUGUAGUGCCUUCAAAAAGCCUCCGCCGCCUUGUCAAGAUGACGAUUUAGGAAAUAUGGAAAAAGUACGCAUAGAUCUGUAUUAUGAAGUCUUUUGUCCCCAUUGCAUAAACUUCGACAGAAACCACUUUGGUCCCCUGGUAGAGAGUAUGGGUGACUACCUUGAUGUACAUACAUAUCCUUAUGGUAACGCCAAGACAAUAGAGGAAAAAGGUAACAUUUCCUUCGUAUGUCAACAUGGGCCUCCUGAGUGCUAUGGUAACAAACUCCACGCCUGUGCACUCGAAUUUUUGGAUCACUCCAAGGCACUUCUUUUUAAUAUUUGUCUGAUGAACAGAACUGAUGUUGGAGGUUCAGAUGACAAAACAGCUGAUGAGUGCGGAAAAAAUAUGAACGUUAAUUCAAAAGUAAUAAAAAAUUGUGCUAAAAAUGAUUUGGGUUCAGCACUUUUGAAGCAUUAUGGAGAAGAAAGUAAGAAAGCGAAUUUUCAUCAUGUGCCAUAUGUUCUCAUAAACGGCAAGAAGUUUAAUACUAGCGCCAAUUUUAAGAAAACCGUAUGUGAAGCCUUCAAAAAGACACCGCCGCCUUGUCAAGGUAUCGAGACCAACGAUUUAAAUGAAAGAGAAUUCGCUACGGGAUUAGUGAGCAAUGACUACUAUCUAACACAAUUCAAGUUUAUUCCAAACUACGCAGAGAAGGUAGAUAUAAAAAUAUAUUACGAAUGUCUCUGCCCUGAUUGUAUAAAAUUUGACGUAGAACAAUUCAGCCCUGUCCUGGAAACUUUAAAUCAGUAUUUAGAGAUACACACUUACCCUUAUGGAAACGCCAAGACUAUUAAAAAAAAAGGUCAAAUCGAAUUUAUAUGUCAACACGGGCCGGCUGAGUGCUACGGUAACAAACUGCACGCGUGUGCUAUCGACAAUUUGCAACACAUUACCGCAUUACGGUUUAACCUUUGUUUGAUGAACAGCACAGAGGGUCGUGGUUCAGACGAUAAAAUGGCUGACAAGUGUGGACAACUAAUGGGUUGUGAUUCAGAAGCAAUAAAAGCGUGUGCUAGAAGCAAUAGAGGUACAGAACUAUUGCGAUAUUACGGGGAGCAGAGUAAGAUAGCGAAUUUCAAUUAUGUUCCAUACGUACUAAUAAACGGUAAAGUGUAUAAUACUGACGGAAGUGAGGACUUCAAAGAAGCUGUUUGUGCUGCAUUUGUUAAUCCACCACCACCUUGUACUAAUAAUCAUUUGAGCAAAUCUAUACAAACCCGAAUCUCCGGGUAUAAUGUGUUCUGGAAAUUUGGGGCGGAGACUACUUUGAGCCUGAAGUACGUGUCCUACGUGAUUUUACACAGCUCAACUGAUUUGGAAUAUUGCUGGAGUUUGAUACCCCGAGGGACAACAUCGUUGGAGUGCGAGGGUUGUAUCUAUGCGGGGGACGCGAACGUUACUUUCCCGAUCAGUCGCAUCGUCGCCACUCAACCACAGGAACAUAAACACACUCCAUCCCAUUCAUAUUACAUGUAA
Danaus chrysippus (African queen) is the source of this 2202-nucleotide messenger RNA. The record is from the annotation of a GenBank genome assembly. NCBI's taxonomy places the organism in Eukaryota, Metazoa, Arthropoda, Insecta, Lepidoptera, Nymphalidae.